Molecule: messenger RNA, 968 nt
Organism: Tachysurus fulvidraco (yellow catfish)
Lineage: Eukaryota; Metazoa; Chordata; Actinopteri; Siluriformes; Bagridae
Gene: krtcap2
Product: keratinocyte associated protein 2
Exons: 5
Coding region: 261-605 (114 amino acids)
Source: RefSeq, a predicted model, not a curated record
UCAAUAUUCUGACAUUAAUGACACUUGUUCAUAUUGUGGCCUUGUGGAAGAAACUAAUAGAUUUUAAGUUUAUUUAGUUCUUGUGUUUUUAAUCCCAUACAUGAGGUUCGUUGUUUUGUCCUUAUGUAAAUCCAGAAGGUUUAUCUUGAACAUGUUUAGGAAUAUUUGCAAAAUUCUUUAUCCAAAAGCAAACAUUGUCGGUGAACACAGGGACGUCUCUGGUCCUGUCCAGUCUGCUGUCUGUACUGGUCUUUGCUGGCAUGCAGAUGUUCAGCAGGCAGCUGGCCUCAUCUGAGUGGCUCACCAUCCUGGGAGGUUUCCUGGGAUCAUUACUCUUCAUCUGCUCCCUCACUGCCUUUAACAAUCUGGAGAAUCUUGUCUUCGGUAAAGGUUUCCAGGCGAAGAUCUUUCCAGAGAUUUUUCUGUGCCUGUGUCUGUCCCUGUUUGCAUCUGGUUUGGUGCAUCGUGUGUGUGUCACCACUUGCUUGAUCUUCUCGCUCUUCGCUUUGUACUACAUCAACAAAGUGUCGGCGGCUCUUUACCAGGUGGCCGCGCCUGUGGCAACUCCUGCCAAAACCAGUGGCAAGGGCAAGAGGAAGAACUGACUGAACCUGCCCCAAUCAUCACAGCAACACUGAUUAUUUGUCAUACUGCAGUAAUAUCUUGUCAGAAAUUUAGCCCAUUUUAUGAUUCCUCUGCAUUCCACAGGCCAUAUAAAUCCCCAAUCAGGAGUCACAAAGAUUGUUAAUAUCCCCAAAAAUAAUGCAUAUUGUUUGUGUAUGUAUUUCUGUCUCGCAAAUUCAGCAUUGUGUUACAUUUGUUCACACAUUGCAGUAAACUUUCCUGUACUGAUUACUGAUCGACUCUGCAAAGAUUUCUCAUGUUUUUCCGGUCAUAGCUGUGUGAAUUGAUUUCACUUAUCAGGUAUUUUUUGUUAAAGGAUUUGCUAUUAAAACAUUAAAAUGGUG